Nipponia nippon (crested ibis) is the source of this 9246-nucleotide messenger RNA. The record is from RefSeq and is a predicted model, not a curated record. Lineage: Eukaryota; Metazoa; Chordata; Aves; Pelecaniformes; Threskiornithidae.
CCUGGACAAAGAUACAAAUUAUCCAACUGUACAGAACUCAUCUGUAAGGGAGACAACAAGGUAGAAGUAAUUCCAACGCACUGCCCACCUGUAAAGGAAAUUACCUGUGCGAACAAAUAUCCGGCAAUACUGGUACCUGAUGAAAAUGGCUGCUGUUACCACUAUGAGUGUCAAUGUGUGUGCAGUGGCUGGGGUGAUCCCCAUUAUAUUACUUUUGAUGGAACCUACUAUACUUUCCUCGAAAACUGCACUUACGUCCUAGUGAAACAGAUUGUACCUAAAUAUGACAACUUCCGUGUUUACAUUGACAAUUAUUACUGCAAUGCAAGAGAUGGACUUUCCUGCCCUAAAUCCAUUCUUAUUUUCUACAAAUCCGCAGAAGUGGUGCUGACCCGUAAACUCAUGAAUGGUGUGAUGACCAAUGUGAUGUACUUCAACCAAAAGAUUGUCAAACCAGGCUUCAAAAAAGAUGGCAUUACUUUCUCCACACUUGGCAUCAAUAUGAUUGUUGAAAUACCAGAGAUUGGUGCAACCAUCACGUUUAGUGGGAUGAUUUUUUCGGUGAAACUCCCAUACAGCAAAUUUGGCAACAACACCGAAGGACAGUGUGGAACAUGUACAAAUAAUAAAUCAGAUGAAUGCCGCUUACCAAGUGGUAAGAUUAUUUCUUCCUGUCCUCAAAUGGCUUAUCACUGGAUCGUUGAUAACAACAAGUCAUGCCAUGGAGUACCAAUAAAACCAGGUGUAACCACACCUCCACCAAAGCCUCACUGUGAAAAGCCUCAUCUCUGCAAGCUUAUCUGGAGCAAGAUUUUUGCAGAAUGUCAUGCUGUGAUACCACCAGAACCAUUUUUCGAAGGCUGUGUUUUUGAUGGAUGUCGCAUAGCCAAUGAAUCCAUGCAGUGUUCCAGUUUGGAGAUGUAUGCUACAGAGUGUGCUGCUAGAGGUGUCUGCAUUGACUGGAGAGGAAAGAUCAACAAUACAUGCCCAUACAACUGUCCAGCAGGCAUGGUAUACAAGCCAUGUGGGCCCAUUAAUCCUGCUACCUGUGACCCACGCUUUGUUGAGCUUCCUGGCUAUGGAGUAACUGAAGGAUGUUUCUGUCCUGAAGGAAUGACACUUAUGAGUGAAGACAGCAAUGUCUGUGUCUCUGAAUGCUCUUGUAGGGAACCAAAUGGAGUAUCCAGAUGGCCUGGAGCUGUCAUUCCAUCAGGCCCCUGUGAGGAAUGCACCUGCUCUGAAUCCUCUUACUCAAGCCCUCACCACACUACUGUCAAGUGCAAGCCUGUUAUCUGUGACACAUACUGCCCAGCUGGUUAUAGGUAUACAAAGAAACCUGGACAGUGCUGUGGCACGUGCAAGGCAGCAGCUUGUGUAGUGACUGUGGGAGACAACAUUACACACGUGCUCCAAGUUGGAGAAUUCUGGAACCCACCUGGUGAUAACUGUACAACUUAUACAUGUGAAAAAUAUGAUGACCAGUUCAUUCCAGUUGUCUUACAGAAAAGAUGUCCUCCCUUUAACCCUGAUGACUGUGAUCCAGAUGACAUCAAGCUAUCUGACGAUGGCUGCUGUAGAGUGUGCCACAGAAAACUGGAGAGAAUUUGGGGCAGAACAACCCCACCCUCUCACGCAAGCAGGCACCACAAACGAAAUCACACGCUUUCCGCCCUGAAACGACUUAGUGGAGCGCAAGCUAAGCCGCCUCAGCAAGGAGCCCAGAUUGAAAUCCAACAGGAAACAGGAAGCAAAUACACUGAGGCUGUUCAGCAGAAACAAAACACAUCUACUCCAGUUUCAUCUAAGGUGAACAUCAUCCAGCCAAUGCUGACAAAUCCAGUAAUAAUACCUUCCAAUCCUGCUCACAAUGGCCGUGUGUGCAGCACAUGGGGCAACUUCCACUUCAAGACCUUUGACGGAGACAUAUUCUCCUUCCCUGGGCUCUGUAAUUAUGUUUUUGCAUCCCAUUGCAAUGCUCCCUAUGAGGAUUUCAACAUCCAGAUUAGGCGCACAGUGGUAGAAAAUGCUCCAACAAUCAACCGUAUCACCAUGAAACUUGAAGGUGUAGCUGCUGAACUAACAAAGGAUGUUGUCAUGAUCAAUAGCAACAGAGUUCAACUGCCAUACAGCCAAUCUGGAAUUACAAUAGAGAAAAGCAGCAUUUAUGUGAAAGUUGCCAGCAAAAUGGGUAUUGUGUUAAUGUGGAAUGAAGAUGACAGUAUCCUGCUGGAAUUGAAUGAGAAAUAUGCCAAUCAAACCUGUGGACUUUGUGGGGACUUCAAUGGCUUUCCAAUUUACAAUGAGUUCUAUUCAAACAAUAUUAAGAUGACAGCCUUGCAGUUUGGGAAUAUGCAGAAAAUGGAUGGACCAACAGAACACUGUGAAGACUCCACUUCUACCCUGCCAGAUAAUUGCACUGACAACUUUGAUGACAUAUGCCAGCAAACAUUGACCAGCUCUGCAUUUGCAGAGUGUAAUGACCUAGUUGAUGUUAGAGAGUACAUUAUGGCUUGCCAAGAUGACUUGUGCCGCUCUGAAGAGUCUAAAAAUGCCUCAUGUAUCUGUGACACCUUUGCUGAAUACUCCCGGCAGUGUGCUCAUGCUGGUGGGCAUCCUCUGAACUGGAGAACACCAAAACUGUGUCCCAAGAAGUGUCCUUACAACAUGCAGUACCAGGAGUGCAGCUCCCCCUGUGCUGACACAUGCACCAAUCCUGAACGAUCUCAGUUUUGUGAAGAACACUGUGUGGAUGGUUGUUUCUGCCCCCCAGGAUAUGUAUUUGAUGACAUCAACAAUUCUGGCUGCAUUCCCCAUCAGCAGUGCUCCUGUGUUUACAAUGGCAACACCUACGCUACAGGAACUUCUUUUUCAGAGCAAUGCCAUUCCUGUACCUGUAAUGGAGGCCAGUGGAGCUGCCAAGACAUGUCAUGCCCAGGAACAUGUUCAGUAGAGGGAGGUUCGCACAUUUCCACAUACGAUAAAAAACACUAUGAUCACCAUGGAGACUGCACUUACGUCCUUUCUAAGCACUGUAAAGAAGAAUCAUUCACCAUCCUGGUAGAACUACGCAAAUGUGGCCGAACAGACACUGAGACAUGCUUAAAGACAGUGACCCUCAGCGUGAAUAAAGGAGAAACUCUCAUCGAGGUCAAACCUGAUGGUGGUGUGUUUGUGAACUCAAUCUACACCCAGCUGCCCAUCUCAGCAGCUAAUGUCACCGUGUUCAGACCUUCAUCAUUCUUCAUCAUCAUGCAGACAAACUUUGGUGUCCACCUUGAAAUCCAAAUCACACCCAUCAUGCAAGUGUUUGUUCGACUGGAUCCUAUUUUCAAAGACCAGACCUGUGGUCUCUGUGGAAAUUUCAAUAAUAUCCAAACUGAUGACUUCAAGGCCACAAGUGGAAUAAUUGAAGGAACAGCAACAGCAUUUGCCAACACGUGGGGAACUCAGGCUUCAUGCCCUAAUAUCCAGCGCAGUUUUGAGAACCCUUGUGCACUCAGCAUUGAUAAUGAAAAAUAUGCUCAGCAUUGGUGUGGACUACUAACGGACAGCAAAGGACCUUUUGGUGGUUGUCACUAUGCAGUGAAUCCCUCUGUUUACCACAUGAACUGCAUGUUUGACACAUGUAACUGUGAAAACAGUGAGGACUGUCUGUGUGCAACCCUGUCUUCCUACGUGAGAGCUUGUGCUGCAAAAGGAAUCCAGCUGCACGGAUGGAGGACUGAUGUCUGCUCAAAAUACACCACCUCAUGUCCCAAAUCCCUAAGCUACAGCUAUGACAUCUCGUCCUGUCAACCCACUUGUCGGUCUCUGAGUGAGCCUGAUGUCACAUGCAACAUUAAGUUUGUCCCAGUUGAUGGUUGCACCUGCGUAAAUGGAACUUACAUGGAUGAGAGUGGCAAAUGUGUGCCUGCUAAUGAAUGCCCCUGCUACUACAGAGGAUCUCCCAUACCAUUUGGAGAAGUUGUCCAUGAAGAUGGGCUUUUAUGCUCUUGCAUCCAGGGAAGACUGAAUUGCAUUGGAGCACCCAAUCCAACUCCAGUCUGUGAAUCUCCCAUGGUCUACUUUGACUGUAGAAACAUCACUGCAGGAGCAAAUGGAGCAGAAUGUCAAAAAAGUUGCCAGACUCUGGAUGUGCAGUGUUAUAGCACGCAAUGUAGAUCUGGCUGUGUGUGCCCAGCUGGGCUUGUGUUAGAUAGGAAUGGUGCUUGUAUACCUGAAGAAGAAUGUCCAUGUAUUCACAAUGAAGCCAUGUAUCAGCCUGGGGAAAAGAUCAACGUUGACUGUAACACCUGUGUAUGCAAGAAUAGGAAGUGGGAAUGCACCGAAGAUCAAUGUCUGGGCACUUGUGCUGUUUAUGGAGACGGUCAUUAUAAUACCUUUGAUGACAAAAGGUUCAGCUUCAAUGGAAACUGUGAAUACACACUAGUCCAGGACCACUGUGGGAAGAGUGGCACAGCCAAUGGGACCUUCAGGGUUAUCACUGAAAAUAUUCCUUGUGGCAACACCGGGACAACAUGCUCAAAAUCUAUAAAAGUUUUCUUAGAGGGCUAUGAACUGAUACUUGGUGAGGAGCAUGUCAGUGUUGUAAAGAGAGGACAAAAUGAUAAGGUGCCAUACACAGUCCGCUAUAUGGGUAUGUACAUGGUAAUUGAGACCAUGAGCGGACUGAUCCUCAUGUGGGACAAGAAAACCAGCAUCUUCAUCAAGCUCAGCCCUGAUUUUAAGGGCCAGAUCUGUGGCCUCUGUGGAAAUUAUGACGGCAAUGGCAUCAAUGACUUUACUACAAGGAGUCAGUCUGUAGUAGAGAACGUCCUAGAGUUUGGAAACAGCUGGAAAGUAUCCUCUACGUGUCCUGAUGCUUACAGCAUAAAGGACCCAUGUUCUACCAACCCUUAUCGAAAGUCCUGGUCAGAGAAGCAGUGUAGCAUCAUCAACAGCAACGUCUUUGCUGCCUGUCACUCUCAGGUUGAACCAGCAAAAUAUUACCAAGCAUGCGUGACAGACGCUUGUGCAUGUGACACUGGAGGAGACUGUGAUUGCUUUUGUACAGCAGUAGCUGCCUAUGCUCAAGCAUGUAGUGAAGUUGGUGUCUGCAUAGCCUGGAGAACCCCAUCAAUCUGUCCACUGUUCUGUGAUUACUACAAUCAACAAGGGGAAUGUGAAUGGCACUAUAAGCCUUGUGGAGCCUCCUGUAUGAAGACCUGUAGGAACCCAAGUGGAAAAUGCCUCCAUAAUUUACCAGGUUUAGAAGGCUGCUACCCUAACUGCCCACCAGACAAGCCAUAUUUUCAUGAGGAUCAGAUGAAAUGUGUCAGUCUCUGUGACUGUUAUGAUAAUGAAGAUGGAAAGAUAUAUAGACGGGAUGAAUGUAAUUUAUGUGAAUGCACAUCAGAAGGUUUACAGUGCAGGUUUGAUGAUAAAGAAACAACAACCACAAGACCAGUGACAGAUGUAUGUGUGAAGAAUCUAUGUGCAUGGUCACAAUGGUAUGAUUCCACACAGCCUGAAAAUAAAGAGGACAGUGGAGAUUAUGAAACAUUUGAAAAUCUCAGACAUAAAGGAUACAGUGUGUGUAAAAACCCAAACGGUGUUCAAUGCAGAGCCAAAGAAUACCCAGAUACAGAAAUAAACAAUCUUAACCAAACGGUACAAUGCAGUCAAAGCAGGGGAUUAAUAUGCAAUAACAAAGACCAACAAAGUAAGCACUGCUAUAAUUAUGAAAUCAGAAUAUCAUGCUGCAACUACAUACAAUGUUCAGAAUUACGAACUACAACACCAAGAACCAUGGAAGAAUUCACAACAACAACUGCUGUAACAUCAGCAACACCAUUUACAUUACAGACAAGGACAAAACCAACAACACAAAAACAAACUGAAGUGCAAAAAACCGAAGUACCUCCAACAUUAGGAAAAGAAAGAGAACGCCCGACUCCAAUGACAGGAACUCCAACUACAGCAAAGACAUCACAAGUCUCAACAACAGGUUACCAGACCACGUCAGCUCCACAAGAAAUCACCACUGUGGCAACCCGGACUCCAGCAUCACCCACUACUGCCUCCACCCUCACCAAAUCAGCAAUUAAAACCACCACUGGCACCACGGUUGUUCCCAGUACCACUGCCCCUCCAACUCAAGGCACAACUAUCAUCACUACCACCAGCAGGGCCAGCACCGCCAAGACCUCUGCCCCUCCAACACAAGGAACGACCAUCAUCACAACUACACCAACUGUGCCCACCUCAGCAGCCAGCAGUACCAGCACCUCCAGGACAACCGUAAGAAGCACCACAACGUCCACAGCCACGUCUGCUCCAGAAGAAACAUCCACUGUGGCAACACAGGCUCCAACAUCCCUCACUACUGCCUCCACUGUCCCCGAAACAAAAAUAAGUAUCACUGCUGGCACCACGGUUGUUCCCAGUAUCACUGCCCCUCCAGCUCAAGGCACAACUAUCAUCACUACUACCAGCAGGGCCAGCACUGCCAAGACCUCUCCCCCUCCAACACAAGGAACGACCAUCAUCACAACUACACCAACUGUGCCCACCUCAGCAGCCAGCAGUACCAGCACCUCCAGGACAACCGUAAGAAGCACCACAACGUCCACAGCCACGUCUGCUCCAGAAGAAACAUCCACUGUGGCAACACAGGCUCCAGCAUCACCCACUACUGCCUCCACUGUCACCGAAAGAGUAAUAAGUACCACCCCUGGCACCACAGCUGUCCGCAGGACCACUGCCCCUCCAAAAUCAGGAACAACCAUGAUCACACUCACACCAACUGUGCCCACCUCAGCAGGCAGCAGUACCAGCACCUCCAGGACAGCUGUAAGAAGCACCACAAUCUCCACAGCCACGUCUGCUCCAGAAGAAACAUCCACUGUGGCAACACAGGCUCCAGCAUCACCCAGUACUGCCUCCACUGUCCACAAAACAGUAAUAAGUACCACUGCUGGCACCACGGUUGUCCCCAGUACCACUGCCCCUCCAACUCAAGGCACAACUAUCAUCACUACCACCAGCAGGGCCAGCACUGCCAAGACCUCUCCCCCUCCAACACAAGGAACGACCAUCAUCACACCCACUAGCAGGCAGAGCACCACCAAGACCUCUCCCCCUCCAACACAAGGAACGACCAUCAUCACACCCACUAGCAGGCAGAGCACCACCAAGACCUCUCCCCCUCUGAAAGGUGUCACAACCACCACCACACCAGCAACAACAGCGCCCACCUCAGUAGCCACCACCACCGCAAGCACCUCCAAGACCACAAACAUCUGCCAGCCACAAUGUGCCUGGACGCAGUGGUUUAACUUGGAUUCCCCUAGCCCCGGUAGAGAAAAUGGAGACGUAGAGACGUUUGCAAAAAUCCGAGCCGCUGGGUAUGCACUGUGUGACAAGCCACAAGACAUCAACUGCCGUGCUAAAGAUUAUCCUGAUAGGAGUCUGGACAAACUGGGACAGAAAUUUGAGUGCAGCCUUGACACUGGGCUUGUGUGCAGAAAUAAGGAUCAGAUCAGAAAGUACCCCAUGUGCUUUGACUAUGAGGUCAAGGUGCUGUGCUGUGACCGUAAACACUGCCAGACAACAUCAGCACCCCCAGGCACCACUGCAGGCUCCUCCACCACAACCUUUCCUGGAGAAACCUCCACUGUGGCAACCCAGACUCCAACAUCACUCGCUACUGCCUCCACUGUCCCCAAAACACUAAUAAGUACCGCCCCUGGCACCACAGCUGUCCGCAGGACCACUGCCCCUCCAACACAACGAACAACCAUCAUCACAACUACACCAACUGUGCCCACCUCAGCAGCCAGCAGUACCAGCACCUCCAGGACAACCGUAAGAAGCACCACAACGUCCACAGCCACGUCUGCUCCAGAAGAAACAUCCACUGUGGCAACACAGGCUCCAACAUCCCUCACUACUGCCUCCGCUGUCCCCGAAACAAAAAUAAGUAUCACUGCUGGCACCAUGGUUAUCCCCAGUACCACUGCCCCUCCAACUCAAGGCACAACUAUCAUCACUACCACCAGCAGGGCCAGCACCGCCAAGACCUCUCCCCCUCCAACACAAGGAACGACCAUCAUCACAACUACACCAACUGUGCCCACCUCAGCAGCCAGCAGUACCAGCACCUCCAGGACAACCGUAAGAAGCACCACAACGUCCACAGCCACGUCUGCUCCAGAAGAAACAUCCACUGUGGCAACACAGGCUCCAACAUCACUCACUACUGCCUCCGCUGUCCCCGAAACAAAAAUAAGUAUCACUGCUGGCACCACGGUUAUCCCCAGUACCACUGCCCCUCCAACUCAAGGCACAACUAUCAUCACUACCACCAGCAGGGCCAGCACUGCCAAGACCUCUCCCCCUCCAACACAAGGAACGACCAUCAUCACAACUACACCAACUGUGCCCACCUCAGCAGCCAGCAGUACCAGCACCUCCAGGACAACCGUAAGAAGCACCACAACGUCCACAGCCACGUCUGCUCCAGAAGAAACAUCCACUGUGGCAACACAGGCUCCAACAUCACUCACUACUGCCUCCGCUGUCCCCGAAACAAAAAUAAGUAUCACUGCUGGCACCACGGUUAUCCCCAGUACCACUGCCCCUCCAACUCAAGGCACAACUAUCAUCACUACCACCAGCAGGGCCAGCACCGCCAAGACCUCUCCCCCUCCAACACAAGGAACGACCAUCAUCACAACUACACCAACUGUGCCCACCUCAGCAGCCAGCAGUACCAGCACCUCCAGGACAACCGUAAGAAGCACCACAAUGUCCACAGCCACGUCUGCUCCAGCAGAAACAUCCACUGUGGCAAUACAGACUCCAACAUCACCCACUACCACCUUCAGUCUUCCACAGUCAGGAAUUAGAAGCACCAUAUAUAUUCUUCCAACAUCUGUUUCUUCUACUGGACAAACUACUGCCACCGCUGUUUUCACCACAAGUUUCACUACCACAAGGAGCCCAGUAUCUGUGUUAGACAUGUGUGUGAGUGGACCCUAUAGCUUGAUAUUACUUAUCCUGAGCUUGGAGGAGACAGUGGUGACUUUGAAACUUUUGAAAACAUUUGAGCUAAAUGUCAUAAUAAUUGCCAAAUCCCAGAUGAUAUUUAGCGUAGAGCUAAAAGAUUUCCACAAUCUCCACUUAUCAGUAGGUCAAAUAGUUGAAUGCAACAAAAACUUUGGCUUGAUUUGCCGGAAUGUUGAACAGUCCUCUCCAAUAUGUUAA